GGGCAGUAGCGCGCCCGCCAGCACGCCGGCCGCAGCACGCCACCGCCGCCGCCCCCGCCAGCACAGCAGCAGACCAGCAGCGGCAUGGCUCGCACGCGCGCAGCGGCUCUUGCGCUCCUGGCGCUGCUCGCCGCCGCGUCUGCCCGGACGGUGAACAUCUCCAACGCGUGGUUCCUGCCGCAGGAGGGCUACCCAGUCUUCUACCGCUACUUCCGAGACCGCAUCACGUGGUUCGAGGCGGACGCAGUCUGCCAGUUCCACCACGCCAACCUCGUCACAGUGGAGACGAGCGCUCAGUUCGACGCCACGCGAGCCUACCUGCGAGAGCUGGACGUCACCAACAACGUGUGGAUCGGCCUCAAGAGGAACGGACCCAACGAGCCUUUCCUCUGGCCGAACUACAGCGCGGUGGACCCGUCUGCGAGUGCGGCGGGCGGCGGCUCGUGGCUGGAGCAGGCGUCGCGCGGCGAGGGCCCGCAGUGCGCCGCCACCGACCCGGCCGCCGACUUCCGCUGGCACAGCCUGCCCUGCGGCGGGCCAGCCGUCGCAUCCUUCAUCUGCGAGCUGCCAGUGCCGGCGUGGGCGCGUGCUGAGGACGGCUGCCUGCUGACGUCACUGCCGUCGCUGACGGUGACCUUCCUGCCGGAGCAGGGCGCCGUCGAGCUGGCGGCCGACUGCGGCCUCGACGGAUCCCGGCGCGUCGCCUGCAGGGGACAGGCGAGCCGCGAGGAGAUGGAACGUCAACUGGCCUGCGAGCAGGAAGCCACCACGUCAACGCCCACAGUGUCCACUAUGAGGGCGACGAGCACGACUCAGGCAACGAUGACGACUACGGCGGUGGCCACAUCAGAGUCGGCGCCAGCUUCCACGGCUGAGACGGAACAGACGGCGACCACCGGCGACGACGACAGCGUCGGCGACGACCGGUCGCGCCGCGAGACGCCGGGCUCGGACGCGUCUCCGGCACCGACGUCUGCCGGCACCGAAGCGCCGCCCGCGGCCACAGAGGCGUACUACGACUCCAGCGUCAGCUCCGUGACAGACGCCACCGCGUCUUCCGGCUACGCAGAGGUCUCCACGGCCACCGGAGUCGAGGAGAGGCGGGACGCUGUCCCGGAAGCGACGCCGCCACCUCCUCUGUCAGAGGACGCGGGCGGCGGCGGCGGGGAAAGGCGUACGCCGCCGCGCCUUACGACGGCGUCGGCCGCGACGCAAGCGGCGUCGGGAGUGGCGGAAGUGGCGCCAGUGUCGACUGGAGCGAGCACGGUUCGGCUGGGCAGCACGACUGGCGCCAGCGCGGCGCGGACAGCAGAGGCGGGCCAGCAGGAGGUGGAGGCGGCGGACCCGCUGCAGUACGAACCCGAGGCGCCUCCGCCACACAGCGGCCGCAAGAGGCGGCUGCAGAGGCCCCAGGAGCGCUCUGGCAGCGUCUACCCCUACCUGCUCAGGGUGCUCGGCUAGUCGCACUGCUUCUCAACAAUUGUAGUAGCUACGUAAUUACUAUUUGUCGCACAGGGACUUGCGUACUGCAGACGACUGGUCACCUCACUGCCCGGACGGGUCCUCGUAUUCUCCUUGCACUUUUUUUAUAUGUAAAUGCCUCGAUUUAAUAGUGCAAUAGCUCCUGACAUUUGAUCUGCAGGUUCUAAAGCCUUUUUUUACACCAGAGAGAAUGGAAGCAAAUGCGCAUUCGCGGAUAAUUUGCUGCUGUUCAUUACCAUUCUUUCGUACGCUGGAGGGAAGUGAAGACAGUACGAGAGUACCAGAAUAGCAUCUCAAUGCUGGGAACACGGUGUUAUUGUUCUUUGGCACUAAUGAUCGCAACACCUGUUUCACUCGAUACGACACUAGUUAUCGCCGUGAUGCAAAACUGUCAUAUUCUGACAGGAUUAAUUUGCAUGGCGACCACGUCGAUUUUGAUGAAGCGAGCAAAAUUGUGUAGGGAGAGACAUGGACAUCCUCAGAAACUUGUUCAAGAGGGGGCAAGAUUCUAAAAUUUCCAUUUUUUUGGUCAGAAAACUUGAGAAAUUCUUGUUAAUUAUUAAAGUAAAUAACCAGAAAAAUGCCACUGGUUAAUAUUCCUGAAAGUAAAGAAAUAGGAAAUAAACUUUAAAAACGCUGAUUCAGUUUAUACCACUUAUAAUAUUAUGGUUUCCUGACAUGAUCACUCAGUUCAGGAGGCGCCAUAUAAUUUUGUGUUGUAAUCUUCUUUUGAAAAUCAAUUUAUUUGCCAAGGUCGCUAUGUUAAUACAGUUACUGGGUUUUGGCAAUAUGUAUUGCCAUCCUCAGCUCCAUAAAACCGGGCAUUCGUGGCUACGUUAUACAAUGCUUACGUCAAUCUGUCACAUGAGGGCAGAGUAAUUGUCGCAACUAAACUGGCUUUACACCACAGAGCAAGCUGUGGUGUGUAGCCUAUCUGUCUAGUUCUUUGCCAUACAUACUCAAAGUUGUACAUAUUUCAUAAUAGAAGACCUGGCGUUUCAUUGUAAUGCCUCAAUUUUUAUGAAUAUUGUAUAGCCCUCAUGUGAUAGGAGUUGUGUUAGCAUUGCAUUCUGUAGCUACCACUGCCCAGUUUUAUGGAUCUGAGGAUGGAAAUGCACAUUGCUGCAACUACGAGUAGUAAUCCAGUAAUUGAGUAAGUGUUAUAACAUAGCAAUGUUGACAAAUAAAUUGGUUUUCAAACAAAGACUAUAACACUUAUAACAGUAUUUGCAAAACCUCACCUCUGAACAUCUUAAUGGGUGUUAUCGCAAUACUUUCAAACCUUCUAGUUGUUAAAGUUCACUAGUAUACUUAAAGAUUAAUAAAAUGUGAUUUGAAAGCUACAUUUUUCACUAGGGAAGCUCUUAAGAGGUUUUUAAGGCUAAGCUUACCCAAAAAUUUGGAGAAAACUUACAAUUAGAUAUAGAAUAUAAAAAUGCAUUGAAAACAGUGUAAGUUUGUUUUGCAUGUUACUACAGUUUCAUCCAAUCCAUCCAUGAGCUGAAAGUUAGUGUGUUAUGCAUGCUAUAUGGUUUAAUAGUUCACUGCUGGUUUCUAGAAAUAGUCUCUUGUUUCCACAUGGCAGCACACAGGGUCACAGGCAGUCAUGUAUGUUGUAUUUAGGAUUGCCAGAUUAAAUUGACAAAAUUACUGAUUGUAACCUGGUGAAAUGAUCUGCUAUGGUGAUGUCUGAGGGUGAACACAGUAAAUUAGUAAACAUUAAAAAUUAUGUUUAAAAUUGCUAGUUUCAGUUGUCAACAAUUUUUUUACUUUUAAUUUUCGCUAAAAUUUACUUGCAUGUUGCAAACCAAAUUACAACAAAUGCAUAAUUCCGCUUUUAUCAUAUCGUUACUCAAUUUGUUUCUAGCAUCAGACAGCAACACAAAAUAGUGUGCAAAAUUAUUAUAUGCAAUGCUGAAAUCAAGAAGAUAGUGUGAUCACAGAAAAACGGUUUUUAUUUAACAUUGGUAACCACUGAAAUAACUACAAUGCAUCACCCACAGUGAAUGUAAGGAAAAUGAUCAGGUCUUUUGUAUAUUUUUAGUUCUAGUCAGCAUAAUAGAUACUUAUGAGUAGGUUCUUGUUUUCUUUCAUGUGCCAUUAUUUCUUAAUAAAAAUAAAAACAAAAUUUUUACUUAUUCAUUCCAUUCCUAUCUAAUGAAUUUAUUGUCUUUUUCACAUCUCCAGUUGCACAUUCGAGUUUUUGGCAGUUUUAUACUGAUUACAUUUCUCUUCCUUCAACAUUUGUCCUGAGGCUCCCACAGGCACCUUCUUUCCUCUGUAUCUGAGUUGUCAGUGCAGGUGACUCCCAUGCAGAGGACGUGAGUUUGAUAUCUGGUCAGAGGACUAAAACAGAGUACACUCACCCUUGUGAGAUCAACUGAGAAGCUACUUGACUGAGUUGAAGCAAUUCCAAGGUCAAUAAACCCGACAACACCCAGGAGAGAUGUGUGCUGGUCACAUGCCCUCCUUACACCACCAUCUGUAUCUAGAAGGAUUUGCUGCAUACCCAGUGAUGCCAUUGGCAGAGUAUGAGGUGACAGAGGAUUGGGCCUCACUGGCCCAUCUAGAUCCAGAACCUUCUCAAAGAUAUCUAUUAUGUUUAUAUUCUGCUACCAAAAACAUUACAGUCUCUUCAGACCCCUCUGUUGUCAACACAACUCACAGCAACAAAAGUUUGCUCCCCAAACAGUGGAUAAAAGCUCUCUGUGUUGCUAGCACCAAAGUGGAGAAUGUAAACUUCCUUUGAUUGUUCACUGAAAGACCAACAACCAGCAGAACAUGAGCAAACUCCUGUGAAUGUGAACUGAAAAUGGCCAAAUGGUAUCCGCUUGUGCUUGGCUACUGUUUACGUCAGAGAGAUUAUCUUUCAUUGAAGUUUGUUCAUUUAUGUUACUGAGUGAGGUAGCACAGUGGUUAGCACACUGGACUCACAUUCAGAAGGAUGACAGUUCAAACCCAUGUCUGGCCAUCCUGAUUUAGGUUUUCUGUGAUUUCCCUAAAUCACUUCAGGCAAAUGCCGGUGUGGCUCCUUUGAUGAGGCAUGACUGAAUUACAUCCCCAUUCUUCCCUAAUUCAAUGGGACUGAUGAUCUCGUUGUUUGGUCCCCUCCCCCAAAUCAACCAAACAACAAAUCAUUUGUGUUCACUCUGCUGCAAACAAAGCUUAAGAAUUCAGUUUAAAAGAACUAAAGGCUACCUGCAGUGAGCUGUUGUUUUCCAACUUCAAUAUUGCUGAUGCCUUCGCCCAUUGCUACACAUGAUGUAACUCAAAAUUAACAACAUAGUGCCUCGGUACUGGCACACACAAUACACACACACACACACACACACACACACACACACACACACACACACACACACACACACACACACACAUUGUAAAGGCCCACUGUGGCUGAAUUCAGAAUUACUGGAAGAAAUGUAAAACAGGACCAUAUAAAACAGCAUUAACUGAGCCAAUUAUCACCAACCUAAAUUCAAAAGCGUAGCUGUCCGAUUUCGGGAAUAUUCUGGUUGUCCAACCAUCUUUCUGCCAAGCCUACUUCAUUAGGUGAGGGGGUACAUCAACAAAUGAUUCUUAGAAAGGAUUUGUUAACCAUGUUUGGCAAAUAAUUUCUCCCAUCAAUAUUAUGGAACAAGUUCAUAAGAACGCACACUAGAUCACAGUGGAACAUAACAUACAAAUAAAACUCUUGUAGCAAUUAGCAAUAUGUAGAAUGUGAUAAAAUAAAAUAGAAUUAUGUCAAAUGUAUUCUUCAAAUAUUGAAAAAUACACACAAUUUUAUGUCACUGGUCUGUUACUUCCAGUGCUUUUAAAGUACUGAACAAUCAUGUGCACAUAAUUCUAAACAGUGUUAUUAUAUUCAGUUCAAACCUGCUAAUGCAUAGUUUUCUCCUGACAAAGUAGGAAGUGUUGCUGCAGGCCCCCUGAUAGCUCCUGGCCCAUAGCAUGUGCUAUGUGGAUAAAGUAUUUCAGCCAGCUUUUCACCUUCAGAUAAUCCCAAUGAAUAUUAGUUGGAGACCCUACUAGGUCAUUAACUGUAAUGAAGACAUUCCACUGAGCAUGUGCAAACCCAAGAUUUCGAAUGCAAAUGUGCAGAGUAGUGGACUAUUUUUUGCAAUUCUGUCUACAAUUUGACCUGGUUUUAGGAUGGUCAACACAAGUUUCUGGUGUUAAACUAAAGGGCUUUGUUAAUUAGAGCAUCAGCAUAUUGUCAACCUCUUUGAUAAUACUGUCCCAGGAAGAGGAAGUAACACCAAAGCUCUUUUUUUUAGUCAAUCUACUCUCUUAUAUUCAGACUACUGGUCAGGAAAUGCAGUUACUCUAACAGUGUAUGGCGCCAGUGUUUGUUGUACAUAUUCUUAAGAGACAGAUCUCAGACAGCAGCUACUGAGCAUUGACUGAAACCAUGACAUUGGAUAAUCAACAUAUUGAGAUCAUCUCUACUGCUUCCUCUUUCUGGAUCAGUCUUACCAAAGCAGUAUUCCAUCUUCAUAUAAGUGAUGAUUUGAUUAAUGACAAAGCAGAAUCUAGCUUCAGUGAAGCUUAAAUCCACUGCUAGUCCUAUAAUCAAGUAGAUUGUAGGGGGGGGGGGGGGGGGGGGGGAGGGGGAGAGAGCUUGUUUCCUGAGUUGCAUUUCACAAAGACUCUACUGAGAGUUUUCAGCCAACAUUAAAAAUCAUCAAUUAAAGAGGAAGAAUUGCUCCUGCAUUGAAAUUAUGUGACAUUUCAGUGGAACCAUCCAACAUAGCACACAAGAGCCUAAACAAUACACAUUAUGUUCUGGCCGAAACACUGGUGAGUCAUCUUUCACACUUUCAGUUGCCUUGCAUAAUUCCAAUCAACUCUACACAAAACUGUGUGCAAGAGGUAGGCAAUUAUUCAAAUAAAAUGCAUGUAAACUAGGUGUCAAAACUCUUUACUGCUAUAAGGAAGAGGGAUUCAUGUUUCAGACAGAGAAUUGUAGUGUUUAUUCAGUAGAAAUACAGCUAAACACUGUAACAUAACAGAUUAGUUAUUAGGUUUCAGUAGUUGUUAAUUUAUGUGGUCAUUUGUUGGUCAUUUCUACCUAUAAGCACAAUUAAAACAAGGCCUUUACCUGAAAAGAAGCAGCAGUCUUCAUAACUUACCAACAUCUCUCUCUUUUGUGAUUCAGUACUUGGCACUGUUCUCCACAAUGUGAAAAUAAGUUGAUUAUAAUAAACUUCUCACUUAGGGUACAAGGUACCAGAAUUAAAAUUAAGAGAGGAAUAAACUCAGCAAUUACCAUAUAGUUCUUCAAGAUUAUGUAUCUGGAAUAGUGUUUCACUCUUCCUCUUUCAUUCGUGUGUGCAAAGUGGAUACAGUUACACAAGACCAAUCAUAAGAGUCCGGCAAUGUGACACUGAGAGGCACUGUUAUUUCAUCAACAAGUCAAAGGAACAGAAUGACAAACCUAUCAACUAAUACUUGGCCAAGCAAAGCAAUGCAUAGUUUCAGUGUGUCUGUCAACAGUCAUUUGAAUAUUGUCAGCACACUUUUUUGCUGAUUUGUGAAAGGGUUUACAGAGAACAGACACAUGAAGCUCCACAGCAUGCAUAGAGUGCUGGAGAGAGAGGAGCAGUAUAGAAGUUACCUGCACCAAUUAACAUAGAGCAGAAAAAAAAUGUAAUGUGGAGGUAAGCAACUACUGUACUUUUUGUGCUUUUUGCAAUUUAAGAUGAAAUGCUUCAUCAACUAACACAUAUGCAGCACAGUACCUGGUAUUACAUCAUAAAUAACAGUUUGUUAAAACUGAUAAGAACUUAAAACAGGAAGCUUUACUGCUGCAGCUGUUCUAUAUUGAAGUGUCAUUGGACACCAGACGAUAUCAUUAGUAACGCAACACACUGUUUGCUUGACUUUGACUGAUUUCCAAUUAAGGACUAAGAAAUUGAGUUGUCAGGGAGUGUACAUACUCUACUGAUUUAGAUAAAAGUAAUAAAUUUUCAUUUAGCAGUAUUUAUUUAUGUAAAAAUACUAUCUACAGUCAAUUUAAAAGCUAGUUUCCUCGUCAAUAACCUUUGUUUUAUUAAAUUUAGAUCUCAGUAAUUUCUGAUUACUAAAUGAAAGAACAAUAUCCAAGCAGUUUAAUGACUUUUAAACAAUAAUUAUGUAUAUAUUGAUGAUAAAGGGUUCUGGAAAUGCAAGUGAAGCAAACAUUCUUCACUGGCUGUGUCCACCAGCAUACAACUGAAACCUCCAGCAGUGAAAAUAAUACAUCAGGUUUUUAAUACAAUCAACUGUAAAGCACACUAUUGAACACAGGAGUUCUUAUUCUUACAAAUAACUAUUCCACAUGUAACACCCAUGACACAUUGUCUGAACUAGCCAUUUGCGAUCUCUCUUUUUCCAAUUAGAAACUGUGUUUUCAAUAUUCCUCUAUCACAAAUGACUGUUUAUUCAGGCAGUUGCUGUACUUUUGACUUCUUUGACAAUGUCAUUUCACUAUAUCAUUAACAAAACAAUGUAAACAAUAGUUAUUAAGUUCAUGAAAUAUGGAAACAAAGUUUCUCACAGUAACUUCCAUUUAUAAAGUAUGAUAUUCUUGUUGUUCUUAUUUUUAACUCAUCAUCUUUGUCAGCACCCACCGAUGGUCAUCACACUGUCAGAGAUUUGUCAAUGUCUGUGCUAUUACUGGUUCCUAUUAAAUAUAAAUAACUUAGAGAAUUUCUUUGCAGUUUCUCAACACUGAGUGCCCACUUCCAUGCACUACUAUAAACAAAAAGAUGCUGAAAAGUUAUCAACUCAUUUUUUAUCUUUCAACAGGCACUACUAACACCAUAGAAAUCAACACAAUCUCUGGUAGAAAGAUGACAGACAGCUGUUCUGAUGAAGAUGAAAGGCUAUUGUUGAAAGCUCAUAUUUUAAUUAAAUAGAUGUUCACAGAAUGUUCAUGUCACACACAGAAUCUUGUUUUUUCAUUCUUUGCUCUUUUGAUUAGAAUAUUUUGUUAUAGUUACACAAUAAUGAAAUCUCUAUAUUCUAUCAGUACUUUGCUCAGCAAUCCUAUUGCCUUUACUGGCAGCUGUAGAAACACGUUAUUCUACUUUAGAAUUAUCUUUCAUUAUAAAUCACAUGUGGGUACAUCUUCUGAUGUUGAUGUUUAAAAUAUUAAUAUUGAGAUAAAAUUGUUCAAUUAUAUUCUUAUCAGUAAUAUAAAUUUAAUGUCAAUUAUCUUGAAUUUGCACAUGUCCAUUUUGGUUGAGUUCACUGUGGAUUCUUGGUGAAACAAUGUCUGUAAACUAUAUGCAAAAAUGUGUAUGCUCAAUAAUUACUCAUGCACAUUAACAUUUACCUCUGUAUAUAUAAACUGUGCAGUAGCCUAUGAAUGUUUCUUUGUUUUGGUCUUAUUAUUUGAGCCACCCCGCCAAUAUGAAUUUUGAUAAUCAAGUAACAACAAGCUGCAUAUGUGAAUUUGUAUACAUCUUGGCCGUUUUUAAGUUGUCAUUAUGUCUGUCAUACUCUUGGGGUUAAUUAAUCAAGUGGUUGCUAUCCUAACAAUUUGAGUCUAAAUCCAUCAAUUUAUUCAGUUUGUUCAAUUGAGUGAUAAUCACAAAUAAUGAAACAACAGCCAUGAAUAAACCACAAAGGAAUCUUUUAUGAAGCCUUCUUUAGAAGUGAUCUGUAUUUUUCUAGACAUCAACCAACAAACUACUUUUUACCCACACAUUUUUAUGUUCAUUCUGCUUCUUGUUACUUUGUAUUUUAUUCUUUGCUAUGUGACCAGUGUCACUUUAUCUAUGAAAUGCUGUAAGUAAAUAAUAUUAAAUAAUUCCCUACUAUUUAUGCAGAUUAGCUCCUCUAUAUUAAGGAGAAUUAUCAUCCACUACAUCUAGAUAGUUUUUCACUGUUAUUUUCUGAUAACGCUUUUCUGUACUGUGUACAAACAACUGCCCAGUUGCUAUUUCACUGGCUAUUUGGGAAGUAUUAAAAUAUAACAACAAAAGCAGUAGAUUGUUCCAUAUUUAUUACUUUUUUCACACUUUGAUUUUUUCACCAUCUCUGAAGCAUGUAACAGUUGGCUGACAAGGUAUACAACAUGGCUUAAAGAAAUUUAUUGUUUAUGGUUACAUUGCAGGUGAAGAUAAUAGGUAUAUAAGCAAAUGGUAAACAAAUAAAGAUGCAAAUAAAUGGUGCAAGCAUAAUACGGCACAUGAGGCCAGUGUCCCAGUAGCGUAGAAGGCUAACAGCUUGAUCAGUGGUUUCACUGUUUCAGAAGUUAAUUUGUAUUUUAGAUGAAGGAAAUGUAAUAAAUACAUGAAAUUAUUUAUGCUACUAUCAGAUUACUGUAAGAGCUCCCAUAAAUCACUUCAAAUGGAACUGCAUUUUUAACUGAGAAAAAGAGUAGAACAAUGACAAAUAUCUGAUUAUUGAAUGUUCUGCAGCAGUGUUAGGCACCAUAUGAUGCAACAUGAACAGCUUGCAUCAUUUUCAAAGCCUACGGAUCAUUCGUCUGUAGCUAUGUACUUUUCUUGCUACAUCCCCAUUUCAUAAGACACAAGCACAGAAGCUGUUUACAUGUGCACAAAGCAGUAAACACAUAUGCAUGCACAUAUUCACAUCAACUUGCCUUACAGUCAGUGCACCUCAGUAAACUUGCACCGUCCUGGUCCCGUCCCACUUCUUGCAAACGCACAAGCAUAAAGCAUCACUUUUCUGUCAAUUCUCUUGCACAUCUAGAGCUGGAAUAGCUUAUUUUGGGUGUGAGAAUUCCCUACUAACCUGUUCCAGCAUUGUGCCAUAAAAUAUUUCAAUGUUUUUUUUUUAAUAUUUACAAGUAAGUCAAUCUGUUGCUUCUUAAGCUUUAGAGCAUUAGCAGAGUACAUAUUAUAUCUUUAUAAUGUACAUACCUCCAAAAUUAUCUAUAUAUUUAUGUGUUUAGAUGUAGAUAUUGGUAACUCAGAUAGAAAAUGUUUAGCGAUGUAUACAGAAGCAAAUUUUUCUGUAAGCAACAGGAUAUGGUCAUAAGGUUCACACAUUUUUCAGAUUAUCAUGCAGAAUGACUAGUUCAUUAAUACAGUUAUUAUAGCAUUAGUAAAUAUGUGGGCGUACCAUCCACAUAUGAAUUGUUUUUGGGCAUAAGAGUUUUAAAUUCAUUCAGCUGAGUGAGUCUUUUAGUCUGUUCACAUCAAAACUGUUAAUGUUUACAGUUCCUUAGAAUGUCUAUUGCUAUCAAAAUAAAAAUAAAUUGAAAAGGGAAAGAACAUGCCUUAAUGAAACUAAAACAAAGUAAUUUUAGAAAAAAUUAUAUUUGUCAAGUAGUAUGACAAACACAAAACAGAAAUAUUCACUAUCUUCCAGCAUCUGUUGUUUCUUUGCACAUCUCAGAGAGAAAAGGAAUGACCAUCUCAAAUUAGGCAAUAAGUCAGGGAAAUCAUCCAAUAGUCACAGUAAAACAGGUUUGGGUAUGGGACAAGUGAACAGUGAGAUGUCAGGAACAAAUUUUACAUUAAACCCAGAGCCAAAACGACAGAGAAGACUGCAGACACAUCACAGAGAAUGAUGAGGGAUUAGAAACAUAGAUGAGAAAGAUAUGUAAAGGUGUGGGGGAAAAGUAAUAAGAAAAAGAUAAUCAUCACAUCUUGAAAAAUAGGUAAAACAGUAUAACAGACAAAAACAUAAAAUGAGAGAGAGAAAUAUAGCCAUAAUAAUAAAACAGGUGAUGCUCCUUCUGUAGGAAGAACCUGGCAGUGAUAAGACUGACAGUGAAAAUAAGUCAAUAAUAAACAGUGAUUUACUAGUCACAGGGGGAUGAGUGACAUGAGUCAGGCAUGUGCCAUUGAAAAACCCUCCACCUACAAAAUCACAUAUUAUUGGUGUUGAGUGCAUUUUACUCAUCUUUGCUUCUACAACAGUCUCUCUUCUCUUUGAGCUGUUAACAGCCAUUUAUAUCACUUUCAGGUUCUCAUGUUUUCAGAUCUUGUCCAGACUAAAAAAAACCUCUGGUUCCAAAAGCUGGUGACUUGGUAAGUUUUAGUAUGUCUCUUGUCAACCAGCCAUCACAUGGUAAUAGGAAUGGUUCUAUUUUCCUUGAAAAUGUACAUGAUGAGCUUCAUAAAUUUGUUUAUUAUCAUGUACAAAUAUUUGUAAUAAAAAUGAGCUACUCAUUUUUCUUAUCUGUUCAAGCCUACUCAUUUAAAUGAACAUGAUGAAACCAACCAUUGUCUUUAAUUAUAGUAAUAUUUCAAAACUUACAGUAUGUAUUGUAAAGUUCUUUCAGAUGUAGAAAGAAAUAGUAUGUUUAACUGCAAUUUUUGAUGUCUCAUAUCUCCCUUCCACCACAUAUUCAGAAAACAUAAAGGACACAGUCUAAAGGUUUUUGGAUACUUGUGAUGGAGUUAAUGUUAAUCAAAUAAGAAAUUACAGUCAAAAUAGCUUUGUAAAUACUAUCUGCAUACAUAAGCAAAUGUGGUCUUGGUGUUUGGGUCUGGAACAGUACAAAAUGUAUGCACUAGGUGGAAUGAAUUUAUGCAGUAAAAAAUAAGCCAUGCAUAAAAUAUUCAGAUAUGGUAUUCUCUUUUCAGAAAAGUAUGUUGUAUAUAAUCCAAAACAUAUCUAUUCUGAAAACUGGUUAUUCUGAAAUCUUUCUUAAGCAGUGUUUGUAAUAAAUAAAUGACUGAGUGCCAACUCCUUUAUUCACCUGUAAGAAGAUUUUUCUUUUUGGUAGCAUUUCAUAUCCUGUUGAAGGCUAGAUAGCUAGUUUACAGGUAACUUGGUGUAUUUAACAAAUAAAUUCUUCUGAUAAUUAAUAUACUUGUCUAAAGUUCUUUUUUCUAUAUUAUUUUGUAUGAAGUAUUUACAUCAAAGAGUAUCUCUUUUGUAAAGCUGUGCCAGAAAUCAGAUAGUAAAAUAAAAUUGCUGAUAUUACCAGA
Molecule: messenger RNA, 12377 nt
Organism: Schistocerca gregaria
Lineage: Eukaryota; Metazoa; Arthropoda; Insecta; Orthoptera; Acrididae
Exons: 6
Coding region: 85-1461 (458 amino acids)
Source: RefSeq, a predicted model, not a curated record